Messenger RNA from Bactrocera latifrons, 3951 nucleotides. RefSeq lists its product as uncharacterized. The transcript has 7 exons. Lineage: Eukaryota; Metazoa; Arthropoda; Insecta; Diptera; Tephritidae. The record is from RefSeq and is a predicted model, not a curated record. The coding region runs from base 82 to 2031 and encodes 649 amino acids.
CUAUGUCGGGCCGACUACCUGUAAAAAUUUGUAUGGUUUCAAGAAAGCAUUACAUAUUCUAGUUGUUUUAAUUGGUUAAACAUGGAUUUUAAGGCGAAAAGAAACAAAAGAGCACAAAUAAACAACGCCGCUUCAGAUAAGACCCCACAUGCUGCCGGCCGAAAUAAUUACCAACACAACGGAUUAAAACAUGACAUGAAUAUCUCCCCAAAGCGAAAUGCUGUCAACCAUUCCGCCGGUACUACUUUUCAGACCGCCGAGUGUAUUGCUUGCCGUAAGCCAUCAAUAUGUGUGUGUGAACGAUGUGGAGAUUUUUACUGCUCACCGGAUUGCCAAAAGAAAGAUUGGCAAAGUCAUAGAUAUAUAUGCUUCCCAAUGCCAAAGUUGGUUCAGCCAACAUCCGUCUUGUCAACGGACGCUGUGUAUCCUGCUAAUGCGCCAUUAUUAACUGUUAAACAAAUUUCGCAUGCCAAUCCGACCAAUAGCAUUCAACGUACUCAACAACAACCACAGAAUUCUCGAAAUAAUUCUCAACAAAAUCAUACCUUGAUGGGACAUCCACCAUCCUCUGAUACCAAUGAACAACAACAACAAACAAAUAUUAGAGCUCCACAGAAUGCUAAUGAUAAAGAUGCAAAGCAAGCGAUCAAAACGACAACAGCUACUGUACCAACGGUAGACCUACCCAAGUCCAAUAGUCAUGUAAUUUUGACCGGCUUUCGGACACCAAACCGUUGUUAUGUGCGCGCUGUAAAUCCGUCCGUUGAAGAUGAUUCCAUGUUGAAUGCGCGAAAAGUUGAUGCUUUUGGCAAGAUUGCAAAACCUCUUGGCGCAAUGCCCAAGCUGCAUAGUUAUGCCAUGGCACCUUAUAACGGUGUUAUGCAUCGUGUAGAGGUAUUACUUGUACGUAACCCCGCCAACAUUCGUGUGCUCUUUAUUGAUCGCGGUGUAAUUGCUACACGAAAUCUAAAAGAUUUGCGUGAAAUUUCUGAUGAAAUUAUAUCGCUUAAACAGUAUACAUGUUUGGUACAAUUGCGCAAUGUGUCCAAUUAUGUGUUGAGUGAGAAAUUGAUAAAACAUCUUGCCCGUUACGAGGACCAAGACUUCAAAAUAAAAUAUGAUCGCGUCGAAACCGGUGUGGAGCUAUUGCGUUGGCAAAAUGAAAAAUCAUUAAAUGAUGAAGUUGAGCAGUUUUGUAAGGAAUCAGGCGCUGAAGUUUGGUCUGAUGCUGUACGCGGUAGACAGAAUACUGUUAAUAAGAAUGCUAAAACUAAUGACAAUAAUGCUAAACAACAAAAUUCAGCAGGCGACAGCCCAAAAGUGGACGAGCCGCACGAUGACCAAUUCUAUGCGCUUGAACCAGGCUCGUCCGCAGGGAAUUCACAUGUAAGUGUGCAGCAGAAGCAACCUAUACAAGAAGAUCGUAAUGGCAUAAAGGAAGAGAAGAAGAACGAAAGUGUCGUUGAAGUAGAACAUCCGACGAUGAGAGCACCUUUCGAAAUUAACUACUUCAAAGUGGAUUGUGCCCCUUUCAAGGCUGUUGUGAUUGAUGUUUCCUGUUUAGAAAUCGGUUAUUUGGGCUGUAUCGCUCAGGAGGAUUUGGAGUGUCUACAGAUUGUGCAUAAGCAGUUGGAGUCUAUAACUAUAUCUGAUAAACCAUAUAAGCCGCAAUUGGAGGAAUAUUGCAUCGCAAAAUUUGAAGGAAUGUGGUAUCGUGCUCAGGUAAUCGAUAUACCUAACGAAUCCGAGUACACCGUGAUGUAUAUCGACUUUACGAACGAAGCAACUUUGACCAGCGCCGAUAUACGUCACUUUCCUGCAAGCGUCACCGGCGCGUGCAAAACAAGUUUAUGUUUAAUUGAUGGCUUGCCAACAGAUUUGAGUGCUGAGCUUAUAAGAUUUUUGAAUGAAGAAAUUCAACUGCAAACUGUCAUUACCAUUGAUCGUGUGAAGAAUAUCGACGAGCAAGUAGUAGUUGUUGAAUGUAAGAGUCUUUUGGACAAAAUUCGAAAAAAUAAUUUGCUGACUUAAAUUCUAUAAGUGCGCAGUUAUCGCUGAAGCGCUAUAUUCUUAUUAUAACAUUGCUUUACCUCCCACUAUUAUGAACACUCGCCUCGAGAAAUAGAAUAUGUAAUACGAGUAUACUGCCUCUAUCUUAUAGAAACAGAUAAAAAAUGUUUCCAAAUCAGUUGCAACCCCGCAUAAUUGUUAUAAAUCCUUCUACUUUGAUUAUAGCGAUAUUUCCUUCAAUAUUAUACAUUUAUACAUUACACCCACUUUUUUUUUUUUUAUAAUAUUUUGUUAACCAUGACGCAACGAACGUGGCGGCUCCAAUACGAGUUUAAGACUCUUUUAUAUCAAUCCUUAUAUAAUACACAUUGUGGAGCCCUUGGUCACUUUUGAUAUGCAUCCUUUGAAUAUUUUUAUUUCGAAAAAAAUUUUCCUUAGCUACAUACAUUUGGCGGUGUGGCAUUUUUAUCAUGCCUAAAAAAUUUUAAAUGAACAAAUAUAUAUUAAGGGGUAGUACAGUUAUCCCUCCCCUGAAAGAAAAGCACUUCACGGCCAUGCUUUUUCUUUCAUUUCAUUUUUUAUACCAUUUACCCAAUGUAAUAUUUUUAAGAAUAUUGCAUGCAACUAAAGAUUAUCAAACUUUUCGGAAAUAAAUUUUGCAUCUCCACAAAUUCUUAUGUUACACUAAAUAUGAAAUUCAAUGAAAUUUCAACUACUGAAAAUUUAUAUAUUAUUUCACUAAUGAAGUUCGCUAAAAAAAAGCAAACAAAUGCAAUUUGUACACCUAUUAUGUGUGGUAUAUUAUAUAAUAGGGCUACUCUACUAGCCCUGGCAACUAUAACAGUAAUUAAUAUUAUGUAUGGCAAUCUUGUCUACACAAUCCAAAAUGGAGUACACGCUUGCUAAAAGUCUUCCGUUUUUAAGGGCCCCAUUCCUUCUUGUCAGAGCAACGCCGAAGAGAGCGCCGCUGAUCUAACCCAUUACCGUCUUACGCCAGCAACACAGAAGGGAGCGUUACUGACCUAACCUACUGUGGUUGCUUAAGGUUUAACACUCGUGAGUCCUCGUCCACUCAGCUAUUUUGCAAAAGAUGUGCGUGCGUUGCUUUUCGGUGUUUUUGACUUUUUGUUAGCAUUCCCUGUUACGAAAGUCCCGCUUUCUGUAACUAUAUUGGCAUACACGUUCCGAAACCGUCGUCACUUCAUAGCUCUGUGUUAUAGAGAGAUUUCAGAUUAGUGCUGAAGUCUUUCGUGCAGAUCUUAAUCCUAUGUAUUAUCUUUGCUAAACCGGUUGACAAUGGUAACAGUCGAACUUAUGGUUUAAUAUUCAUGUGCGAAUUCAUAUAUCGCUAGUAGAACUAGGAAGAUGUCAAUACAAACUCUCAAUGUCCUUUACAUCUACAUUUUGCUAUGGUGCAGUGUAGUAAGACUUCAGGUUUUGGUCAAUAUUGUUUUUAUUUCCGCGACAUAAAAUAUUCUCCAAAUAGUUUUGGGGAACCUGUUGAGGUACAGCAGGUCCGCUGCUGGAUUUUCUAUUAGCAUAUUUCGUUGAAAAACUACUGAUUCUCAAUCACAGCUCUUCUAGUGGCUGCCAUCAACACACCUUUCUCCUUUCGCUCGCCUUUUUUGGUCGCUGGUGUAACUACUAGUUAUCGCGAUCAGACAGUACUGUUCUUGCCUUUGUCAAGUUCGUCUGUAGAUAUCAAAGCACUCGUUGCUAAAUUAUGUUAACUCAAAUAGCCUUGCGUUUGUUAGGUUAUGUUCUGGCGGAUACAAAAAUUAUUGUGUAAGAAAGGAAAUCGUAAAAAUUUACAAAAACGUUACUUAUGUAACGCAUAUGCCUGUGGGACAAGCAGAUUGUGAACUAUUUGAUAUUUGAACUCAAAAUUAAGAGAUAAAAUCAAAAAAUAUUGUAAUAAAGAUGAAAUGUUUGAUUGCAAAA